ACCUAAUAAUAAUGUUAAGAAAUAUAAAAGUCACGUGUGAAGAAAAAUGGAAGCUAACAAAUUUAAACACUCUAUUAAAGUACCCACCCAAUAUAAGCGAGUUGCUGCAGUUUUGAAGACUGCUUUGGAACGUAAAAAAUCACUUAAGUCACUAAUAUUUGAAGAGAAACAUGCGCGCAUGCGAGGCAUGCAAGCGGUAUUAAAGCAAUACAUUGACAAUCGAGCGGCCAUUGACAACGCCAUUGAGCAGACAAAAAUUUUAAAAGAUAAUCCACGUUUGUGUCCUAUCCUCUGCAAAAUUCUGGUAACGGAACUAAUUUUUGGACGGAAAGCGUUAAACGGUGAAAGUAAACCCGUACUUACUGUUCGCAGUUAUCGUGAAAAACUUGUGGAAUCAUUGGGAGAAUCUGUCAAUGAAUCAAGAAAAACAAAAGGCAAGCGGUUGAAAAAAUCAAUACCUCGCUAUGUGCGUGUUAAUACAAAUUUGGUCAGUCUGGCCGAAGUGUUUGAAAUGUUGGCGGCGGAGGAGUGGCAACGAAUGGAGCAGCGCAGCUUUGAAACUUACAACGAUUUCAUAACUGCUAUCAGCACACUUAAGGAAGAUGAAUACAUGGUUGAUAUGCAUUUAGACGACCUUUUAAUAUUCCAUGCCAAACAAAAGCACUACUGGGCGUGCCAUCAGUACGUCAAAGAAAAAAAACUUAUGCUUCAAGAUAAAGGAACCUGUCUGGUGGCAGAAUUGCUGCGCCCUCCUCCGGGUUCAGUUGUCCUUGAUAUGUGUGCAGCACCAGGAAUGAAAACAAUACAUAUUAGUAAUGUUAUGCAAAAUAAAGGGACUAUUUACGCUGUUGAGCAAAACUCAGAUCGCUAUCAGAUUCUAUGUAGCAUGACCCAAUCUGCUGGCUGUCAAAUAGUCGAUGUGAUUAACGCAGACGCGCUAACAAUUGAUAGCACGCGUUGUCCAGCUGUGGAAUACAUACUUGUCGAUCCAUCAUGCUCCGGAUCAGGCAUGCAGAAUCGGAUGUCGCUAGACCCAGAUGAAGAAGAUCCUGCCCGUCUAAAACGUCUUGCUGGAUUGCAAAUUAAAAUGCUUUCACAUGCCUUAACUGCAUUUCCAAAUGUGAAACGUAUUGCUUAUUCAACAUGUUCUUUGUUUGAAGAAGAAAAUGAGCAGGUUGUGCAACGUUGUUUAGCGAUGAAUCCGGAAUUUAAAUUACUCAGUACCAAGAAGACGUUGCGCCAUAAAUGGAAUCACGUUGGCAAUGCUAAAUACAAGAAGAUCGGAAAGAAUUGUCUCUAUACCAAGCCCGAUCUGGACUAUGCUGACGGGAUAUUUAUAGCAAUAUUCGAAAAGCGGCGCACAGAUGAAGAUGUUGAUUGAAAACAUCGUUUAAUUACUUUUAUUACACUCAAUCUGUUGCAAAUUCCAAUAACUAACUCUAUUUAAUUGAUCACAUGCAAAAAAUUGGUGCUUUUUAUUUCGCUUUGGUAUUUCUUACAUUUUCAGAGUUAAUGCAAAAUCAACUUACCCCUAGCUACACUAUUAAGCCUGUACCAAUAAUAUUGGUAUUUUUCUCACAUUUGAUUGCAUAACGGAUCAGAUAGAUUGCAAUUUAGCGUCAUCAAGUUCUCCCAGCAUGUCUUGGGGACUCUCCCAAACUUUGUUUGUCGGUUUGAUGGGGUUUAUGGUAAACGUAAAGCAUAAACAUCAGUCAGUCCCCACCACAGUCAAGACUACACCACCAGAAGGAAUCAUGUUAAUAUCCGGUCCAGUACUGACACUCCAGCAACACUUACCAGAAUGUUAUGGGGAAUAUUUUAUGUGUUACAAUGACAACAAUGUCCCAUAAGAAAAAAGUAAACACAUUAAUUAGUAAUUAGAUUACGUCUAUUUCUUCAUCACCCAAAGGGGAGUUUAAUUAGGCGAGUUGGUAACAAAUAUCAAGACCGCUAUUUCGCGAACAGAUAUCACCGCGCUUGAAAGGUAAUUCUGGUCAAAUUCUACGGAUCUAGAUGCCAAAAUUGUCAAA
This is a messenger RNA of Anastrepha obliqua, 2030 nucleotides long. RefSeq names its product 28S rRNA (cytosine-C(5))-methyltransferase (gene Nsun5). Gene Ontology annotation, molecular function: methyltransferase activity. NCBI's taxonomy places the organism in Eukaryota, Metazoa, Arthropoda, Insecta, Diptera, Tephritidae. Gene Ontology annotation, cellular component: nucleolus. The transcript is spliced from 6 exons. Gene Ontology annotation, biological process: rRNA base methylation. The coding region runs from base 47 to 1381 and encodes 444 amino acids. The record is from RefSeq and is a predicted model, not a curated record.